Cuscuta campestris is the source of this 1537-nucleotide messenger RNA. The record is from the annotation of a GenBank genome assembly. NCBI's taxonomy places the organism in Eukaryota, Viridiplantae, Streptophyta, Magnoliopsida, Solanales, Convolvulaceae.
CGUAAUUCUGUCCCACCGGAAUUCGUUCUCCGGCUCCGAUUCUUCGCCGCAGAUCGAAGCCAUGUCUAAAAGGGUUCUUUGUAAGUUUUUUGCUCAUGGGGCCUGUCUAAAGGGGGAACAUUGCGAAUUUUCGCACGAUUGGAAAGCUCCUCCUAAUAAUGUAUGCACCUACUACCAAAAAGGAAUCUGUGCAUAUGGAAGCAGGUGCAGAUAUGAUCAUGUUAAGGCAUCCCCAUUGCAAUCUUCUGCACCAUCUUCUUCAGUACCUUCUCAUCAGAAUUUACUCUCAAGCACUGGUUCUUUAGAUGUUACUUCUGCAACUGUAGUGAGUGGGUCAAGUCCUCUUCCAGAUAUCGCCCCAGAGCAUUUUGUUUUGGACAGACGGGUUCACUCUCCCCUCAAACUAGCUUGGAAUCAGAACUCAGGGCCUCAUAAUUUAUUAGAUGUUGAUGAUAUAAUUGAGCGGAAGAGUCUGAAUCCAGCUGAUCAAUCAAUCUGCUCUUUUGCUGCUGCUGGUGAUUGUCCACGUGGGGAAAAGUGUCCUUAUAUGCAUGGGGAUUUAUGUCCCACUUGUGGGAAACAUUGCUUGCACCCUUUUAGGCCAGAGGAGAGGGAGGAGCAUAUGACAACAUGUCAAAAAAAGCAAAAUCAUAUUGAAACAUUGAAACAUAGUCAAGAAAUAGAGUGUAGUGUGUGCCUUGAGCGUGUUCUCUCUAAGACAACCGCAGCUGAACGCAAAUUUGGAAUUUUGUCAGAGUGUGAUCAUCCGUUCUGCAUAUCCUGCAUCCGGAACUGGCGGGGUAGUUCUCCGACAUCUGGAUUGGAUGUGAAUUCUGCAUUAAGGGCCUGCCCUAUAUGCCGGAAGCUUUCAUAUUUCGUCGUUCCUAGUGUUCUUUGGUAUUCCUCAAAAGAAGAAAAAAAAGAAAUCGUUGACAACUAUAAAGCAAAACUUAGUUCUAUUGAUUGCAAGCACUUUGAGUUUGGGGAUGGAAAUUGCCCAUUUGGAAGUAGUUGUUUCUACAAGCAUGCAUACCGUGAUGGUCGUUUGGAGGAAGUGACUUUACGUCAUCUUGAUGCUGACGAUGGAUCUACAGUGAUUGUGAAAAAUAUAAGGCUCUCAGAUUUCCUCAGUAAUUUGCAAUUGAGGUGAAUACUGCAUAGUAAUCUCAGGGUAUGUGUCUCAAGCAACUAAUUUUCACCCAGGCAGCAUGGAUUGUUUACAUAAGAGCAAGAAGAUAUCAAGAUUCAUGGUGCAUUGGGAGUGGACAAUACUUUGGUUUCAGACCUAUUAUUCCCUUGUGAUUGUUUAUAUUUAUAUAUAUACACAAACACACAAACAGGACAUGAAUCAAAAUAUUGUAUGGAUUUAGGUUAUUGGGUUUGUGGGCCAAUUAAUUUGGGACGUUUGAAUCAAAUAGACCCACUGCCCUCCCCCCCCCAUCGGACUUAAUUUAGGUCAAGAGUGCUUACCUGUACGUUUGUACUUUUACAGGCUUUGCCACCCCCCACCUUUUGCUCAUAAAUUUUGGUAAAUAAG